CUGGUAAUUACUUCUCCUUAUCCUCCAAGAUGCUUAAACAAAAAGAUGAAAAGUCAACGGGAUGUCAUACUCAGUCAAAUAACUGCAUUUUGUUUCUCUUUCAGACAAAAUGCAACGAGCUGUGAUUUUCCUGACACUGGCGACCCUCGCCGUGGCCGAGAGCGACUUCUCUGAGAAAUACUCCUUCACUAAGGUCAUGGCAAGCUGUUUCGGCCAAGAUACCUAUUACAAAUAUUUGGCAACAGUUGGCACCGCCCAGAGGGAGUGCCAACAGCUCCCUGUGUCAAGUCUGCAGACAGUUGGUUACCCUGUCUAUCCACAAUCUGGAUACCUACACAGCCAAGAUGGCUAUUCCCCAUACAUGCAACAUCCUCCCUACCAACAAGGGCAUUCAGGACCAAUCCUUGGGUCAGCACAAGGGUAUCCCCAGUACCACGGAACACCACAAGGGUAUCCCCAGUACCAAGGACCAUCACAUGGGUAUCCUCACUACCAACCACAAACUUAUCCUCAGGAACCAAGUGUACCUAUCUACUAUCCUCAACAGCACGGACAACCACAGACCUAUCCUCAAUACUCUGGCGUUCCAAACGCUUAUCCUCAACAUCAUGGACCAAGGAGCUACUCUCACUAUUUACAGAAACGCGAAUCAGUAGGACCAGCUUCUACAGUAGCUCCAGUAUCUACAGAAGCUCCCUUAAAGAAGCCUUUCUUCGACCAGUACUACCUCCUGGACGCUGUCAGCACCAUCACCGCCUCCCUCAGCAACUACACCUGCGUCCUCCAUAAACUGGGUUUCAUUGACCAAUACCUGAACUUACGCGUGGACAACUACAUCCAGUACUUCAACAUAAAAUCAAUUAGCCAAGAACUCAAGAAGGAUUUGGCUGAUGGAGCCGCCUACUGCAGGGAUUUAACUUCCUGCCUCCCUCUCGAAAGGCUCAAGUCUCCUCUCCCCCUGAACCUGCAACGUCUCCUGCUGGAGAUGAAGUGUGAAAAAGAGACCAGGACCGACGCCUGCUUCAAAGAGGCCCUCAGGAAGAACAUCCACGAGUUCAACCUCUCUCUCUUCCCCAAGAAUGACACUCAGGAGAGCAAACUCGACAAACACUCCGCCAUCGUCUUGGAGGCAGAUUCACUUGAUGAACUACAGAUUAUUUAGACUAAAUAUAAUUUCCA
This is a messenger RNA of Macrobrachium nipponense, 1179 nucleotides long. RefSeq lists its product as uncharacterized. Lineage: Eukaryota; Metazoa; Arthropoda; Malacostraca; Decapoda; Palaemonidae. The record is from RefSeq and is a predicted model, not a curated record. The transcript is spliced from 7 exons. Bases 110 to 1162 code for a protein of 350 amino acids.